AUGACUCAGAGAAUGGAAAAAUAUGAUUUUUUGCAAAAAGAUAUGGAUGGAUCUUCUUCAGCAAUAAAUUCAACAGCUAAUGAUGAUUUUGCUUUAGUUGCCAUGAAUGAAGAUCUUGAUAAGCCAAGAAUUAGAGGAGUUGCAUUUAAAUUUAUGGAAUAUUAUAAACAAGAAUUGGAUGAAAAACAGAAUAUGCCUUGA
Messenger RNA from Entrophospora sp. SA101, 201 nucleotides. NCBI's taxonomy places the organism in Eukaryota, Fungi, Glomeromycota, Glomeromycetes, Entrophosporales, Entrophosporaceae. The record is from the annotation of a GenBank genome assembly.